AAUUAUUAAUUUUUUAUUCAAAUUUUUACAAAUUAAUACUUGAAUUAAACUAAGUGAUAUAAUAAAUUCUUUUAAAAAACAAUUUUUCCAGUUAUUUUCUCUUUAUUUUUUAUUUGAAUAUGUCAAAGGAAAAAUUUAUUUUAAGUGGACCAGUAUUAAAAAGUGAAUGGAAUUUCAAAUCUGUUGGUGAAUAUUUUUUUCAAAAAUUUACCGAAAAUGGAGAAGCAAUCGCACUGGUGGAUGCUGAAACAGGAAAAGAAUUAUCAUACAAAAAACUUUUCGAAAAAAGUUUAAAAUUGUCAGUGAUUCUUGAGAAAAUGGGUUUAAAUGUAAAUGACAAAAUUGGCAUUUGCAGUGAGAAUAAUAUAAAUUUUGCAAUUACAAUUUUUGCAAGUAUUUUCAAAGGCGCAACUAUUUGCCCUUACAAUCCUCUUUACACUGAACAAGAAUUAUUGCACGUUCUUAAUAUUUCAAAGCCAAAAUUUAUUUUCAUCUCAAAAUUCGUUCACGAGAAAAUGGAGAAAUUAGUGAAAAAAUUAUCAUGGACUUUGAAAUUAAUUCUUCUUUAUGACAUAGAAAAUAAUUCAGAAAUUCCAAAUAUUUCAAAUUUAAUUUCAAAAAUUUCCAACGACGAACUGAUAAACUUUCAAUUGCCAAAAAUUAACAGAAACGAGCAUAUUUCGAUAAUUGCCUGCUCUAGUGGAACAACUGGUCUCUCAAAGGGAGUAAUGUUGAUGGAUAAAAAUAUUUUACUAAUGAUUCAAAGUCAGACUGAAUGUCUACAUCCUGUCAUGAAUAAUAGAAUGAUUGUUUCGGGAUUUAUGCCAUUGUUUCAUAUUUAUGCAUUAGACAUUCUUUUAUUUACAGUUGCAUUCAAUUCGAAAAUGAUUAUUUUCCCAAAAUUUGAAGAACGUUCUUUUUUAAGGGCAGUGGAGAAAUAUAAAAUUCAAAUUGUCUGCUUAGUGCCGACGAUACUCAUUAUUUUUUCGACAAGUUCAAUGAUUCGUGAAUACGAUUUAUCAUCUGUUGAGCGUAUAAUAACUGCUGCUGCUCCAUUGCCUCCUAAAAUAGGAGAAAAUGCUAAGAAGCAUUUUCCAAAUUCUAAACUUUUUGUUUGUUAUGGAAUGACUGAAACUUGUUUUGCAGCGACAUUUGCAUUAACAGAUUACGAUAUGAAAAGCAUUGGUAUUCUUCAACCAGGCUAUCGUGCAAAAGUCAUUGCACUAAACGGAAAUUCGAGAGAAGCCCUUGGACCGAAUAACGAGGGAGAAUUGUGUUUUAAAGGAGAAAAUCUCAUGAGAGGAUAUUAUGGCGAUGAAAAGGCAACGCGUGCUACAAUCGAUGAAGAUGGUUAUCUUCAUACCGGUGACGUUGGAUAUUACGAUGAGAAAGGAUAUUUUUACAUUGUCGAUAGAGUAAAAGAACUCAUUAAAUAUAAAGGAUUUCAAGUUCCACCAGCAGAGUUGGAAGCUAUUUUAUUUACACAUCCGGCAAUAAUGGAUGCUGCAGUCGUUGGAUUGCCUGAUGAACUCGCUGAAGAAUUGCCUCUUGCUUUUGUCGUCAAAAAACCAAAUGUUGAUGUUUCUUCAGCAGAAAUUAUAAAAUAUGUCAAUGAUGCUGUUUCACCUCAAAAGAAGUUAAGAGGAGGAGUUAGGUUCAUCGAAGCAAUUCCAAGAAGUUCUCCAGGGAAAAUUUUGCGCAAGGACUUGCGUAAUAUGUUGCUCACAACAAAAUAAUUAUAAUUAGCUGUUCAUAACUAAUUAUUAAGAAAUAGAAAUUAACAUAUAUUUAGUAUAAAUUGUAUAGCGAAAUUAUAAAAAUUUACAAUUUUGUUAAUACUUUUUAAACAACUAGCUAAACAAAUUAUAAAUUUUUUUAAUAAUUUCAUAACCAAAACUUUUGAAAAUCCUC
Molecule: messenger RNA, 1911 nt
Organism: Leptopilina heterotoma
Lineage: Eukaryota; Metazoa; Arthropoda; Insecta; Hymenoptera; Figitidae
Product: 4-coumarate--CoA ligase 1-like
Exons: 5
Coding region: 120-1736 (538 amino acids)
Biological process (GO): fatty-acyl-CoA biosynthetic process; long-chain fatty acid metabolic process
Molecular function (GO): long-chain fatty acid-CoA ligase activity
Source: RefSeq, a predicted model, not a curated record